CUGUACAAGUGCAUUAUUCUCUCACUGCCAUCUGCCGGCUAUCUUCUCUGCCCUAACAUAAGAGUUGGUUUAGGGGUUUUUGAAAUUUGUCCUUGGGAUCUUCAGUCUCAACAAAGUUUUAAUCAUGGUUCUUCUGCAGCCAGACCCUUUUCUUAAUGAACUUACGAGCAUGUUUGAGCGAAGCACUGAGACCGGCUCUGUUUGGGUUACUCUUAAACGAUCAUCUUUGAAGUCGAAGGUUCAAAGGAACAAACUGAAGACUGCUCAACAGCCCAUCGAAUAUCGAUGCCUUAUUCGUGCAACUAAUGCAAAAAAGACAAUUUCUACUUCGGUGGGAGUGAAGGAUCACCAGCGCUUCCAAGCAUCGUAUGCCACCAUUCUGAAGGCUCAUAUGGCUGCAUUGAAGAAGAGGGAGAGAAAGGACCGGAAAAAGGCAGUGGAGGAUAAGAAAGAAAGUGGUUCAAAGAAGCCAAAAAGAGCUUGAAGGACAUCUCUUCCAGCUGUUGUUUAAACUUUCCAUUUUCGUCCAGCUUUCAUCCUCACCUCGAAUAUGGUUAGGUUCUUUUCUUUUUUUCUUGAAAACCCCAAAACAUUCUUUUGGUUUAAGCAAAUUACAUUGAUUGAAGACUUGGAAUUUUGGUUGAAUGCCCCUGAGGUAUGAUUUC
Hibiscus syriacus is the source of this 665-nucleotide messenger RNA. Its product is annotated as signal recognition particle 14 kDa protein-like. The transcript is spliced from 4 exons. Bases 125 to 484 code for a protein of 119 amino acids. Lineage: Eukaryota; Viridiplantae; Streptophyta; Magnoliopsida; Malvales; Malvaceae. The record is from RefSeq and is a predicted model, not a curated record. Gene Ontology annotation, biological process: SRP-dependent cotranslational protein targeting to membrane. Gene Ontology annotation, cellular component: signal recognition particle, endoplasmic reticulum targeting. Gene Ontology annotation, molecular function: 7S RNA binding; endoplasmic reticulum signal sequence receptor activity.